This is a messenger RNA of Enhydra lutris kenyoni (northern sea otter), 1576 nucleotides long. RefSeq names its product creatine kinase, M-type. The coding region runs from base 90 to 1235 and encodes 381 amino acids. Gene Ontology annotation, biological process: phosphocreatine biosynthetic process. Gene Ontology annotation, molecular function: creatine kinase activity. Lineage: Eukaryota; Metazoa; Chordata; Mammalia; Carnivora; Mustelidae. The transcript is spliced from 8 exons. The record is from RefSeq and is a predicted model, not a curated record.
CUGCGGGCCCUUCCUUUGGGUCAGUGUCGCCUCCGGGAUACAGACAGCCCCUUACCGCACAGCCCAGCCAGGCCCCCCACGCCGCCACCAUGCCGUUCGGUAACACCCACAACAAGUUCAAGCUGAACUACAAGCCUGAGGAGGAGUACCCCGACCUCAGCAAGCACAACAACCACAUGGCCAGGGUGCUGACCCUGGAGCUCUACAAGAAGCUGCGGGACAAGGAGACUCCAUCGGGCUUCACCCUGGACGAUGUCAUCCAGACCGGUGUGGACAACCCAGGUCACCCCUUCAUCAUGACCGUGGGCUGUGUGGCUGGUGACGAGGAGUCCUACCAGGUGUUCAAGGAUCUCUUUGACCCCAUCAUCCAAGACCGGCAUGGGGGUUACAAACCCACUGACAAGCACAAGACCGACCUCAACCACGAGAACCUCAAGGGUGGAGACGACUUGGACCCCAACUAUGUACUCAGCAGCCGCGUCCGCACGGGCCGCAGCAUCAAGGGCUACACCCUGCCUCCCCACUGCUCCCGGGGCGAGCGCCGGGCCGUGGAGAAAUUCUCCGUGGAAGCCCUCAACAGCCUGACAGGCGAGUUCAAGGGGAAGUACUACCCUCUGAAGAGCAUGACCGAGCAGGAGCAGCAGCAACUCAUUGACGAUCACUUCCUGUUCGACAAGCCCGUGUCCCCACUGCUGCUGGCCUCUGGCAUGGCCCGGGACUGGCCCGACGCCCGUGGCAUCUGGCACAAUGACAACAAGAGCUUCCUGGUGUGGGUGAACGAGGAGGACCACCUCCGAGUCAUCUCCAUGGAGAAGGGGGGCAACAUGAAGGAGGUUUUCCGCCGCUUCUGCGUGGGGCUGCAGAAGAUUGAGGAGAUCUUCAAGAAAGCCGGCCACCCCUUCAUGUGGAACGAGCACCUGGGCUACGUGCUCACCUGCCCGUCCAACCUGGGCACCGGGCUGCGUGGAGGCGUGCUUGUCAAGCUGGCGCACCUGAGCAAGCACCCCAAGUUCGAGGAGAUCCUCACCCGUCUGCGCCUGCAGAAGCGCGGCACAGGCGGUGUGGACACAGCUGCUGUGGGCUCAGUGUUCGACAUAUCCAACGCGGAUCGGCUGGGCUCGUCCGAAGUCGAACAGGUGCAACUGGUGGUGGACGGUGUGAAGCUCAUGGUGGAGAUGGAGAAGAAGCUGGAAAAGGGCCAGUCCAUCGACGACAUGAUCCCCGCCCAGAAAUAGGCGUCGGGGCUGCUCGCCGCCGACUGCUGGAGCCCCAGCCAAAGGGAGGACUCCGCCUGUCGGGGGUCCGCCCAGCCACACCCCCCAGCUCCACUAGAGGGGUUAGGCCACCUAGGGGCUCUAUCCAACCAUCUCGGAAUUCCAUUCCCAACCGGAGUUCCAACGAAUGGGCUUCGGCCUCUGAGUUCUGGCCAAUGAGGAACCUCCUCACACCUUCCCCUCCUUUUCCCAGAGCUCCGCCCACCACCAGGAGCUCUGGCUAACCGAGGGCUCGCCGACACAUCUGGAGCUCCUGCUUUUUCUACACCCAAAGCAACAAAUAAAAGCAAUGGUGGCCCUAA